AUUGCUCCUUCGCCAUACUGAGGCUCAGAGUAAGUAAGCUCUUAAUUCCUACACUCACAAGGUUUUUGGCUUGCGUUUGAUUCUCCAUCUAGUCUCUGAAAUUAAUUUUCCGUGGCCUUACUUUUCCAUUUUCAAUUCUGGAUUUGUGGAUUAGAGCUCUCUAACCAAACAUAGGGUAAAACGAAGAGUUUUCACACGGCAAUGGCGAAUUACUACGAUAUUGACGAUAUUCUCGCGGAGGAAGAGCUAGUCUCGGUCGUGUUCCAAAAGGCGGUGAAUGGAGUGGGAAUAGAUCCCAGUUCUGAAACGGAUAGUGUUGAACCGGGUUCGAAGGUAGAGCUGCCUUUCUGGCUUGCCCAUGAGUUGCACUUGAGACAAAUAGCGACGAUGAAGCUCCCUCCGUGUUUCAAUCAAAAAACCAGGCUAGAACUUGGAGCCGACGCUGCAUGCGUGGAUCUGAGAUCUCGGUGUCCAUACUUUUAUGAAUUUGGAUGCAAAAUAGCACCACUAGUUGGUGAUAGAGAUAUGGGAUCCUUCCUCUUGUCUGCAUUUAAGAACAGAUACCAGGAAGUCCUGGCAAAGGCACACACUGCUGCAUUUGCAGCUGCUUCCAAAUCCUUGACCGUCUUAACGAAAGAAGAGACCAACUUGUAUGAGGCAGCUCAAUCAUCAAUGGCUGCCUUUAAGAAAUGGCGGAUCGGUGGUCCUAGAUUCCAGAAAGCAGCUGUUCUUGGGAGGAAGAGGAAACCAACAGAAUAGUUGCUCUCUCCAACUUCAAGAUUGCAUUCUUUUGCAUCAUUAUGUCGACAUUGAUUCUUUCCUGUAAGUUUGAGAAAUAGAUGAUCUAUGC
Molecule: messenger RNA, 850 nt
Organism: Morus notabilis
Lineage: Eukaryota; Viridiplantae; Streptophyta; Magnoliopsida; Rosales; Moraceae
Product: DNA replication complex GINS protein PSF3
Exons: 7
Coding region: 202-759 (185 amino acids)
Biological process (GO): mitotic DNA replication initiation
Cellular component (GO): GINS complex
Source: RefSeq, a predicted model, not a curated record